Messenger RNA from Venustampulla echinocandica, 876 nucleotides. RefSeq names its product Ubiquinone biosynthesis O-methyltransferase, mitochondrial. NCBI's taxonomy places the organism in Eukaryota, Fungi, Ascomycota, Leotiomycetes, Helotiales, Pleuroascaceae. Gene Ontology annotation, biological process: ubiquinone biosynthetic process. Bases 1 to 876 code for a protein of 291 amino acids. Gene Ontology annotation, molecular function: 2-methoxy-6-polyprenyl-1,4-benzoquinol methyltransferase activity. The transcript has a single exon. The record is from RefSeq and is a predicted model, not a curated record.
AUGGCGGCAAUAACAUCUCCCCUCCAGCCCACCUCCCUCCGCAACCUCGCACUUCUCCUUCGAACAGCUCCGCGAUUCGUACAGAACCAAUUCCGCUUCCAAAGCACAACCUCAGGGCCGGCUUCCUCGUCGUCCGUCAACCCAACAGAGGUCUCACACUUCAAUGCCCUCGCCUCAACAUGGUGGGAUCCGCAAGGCUCGUCGCGGCUCCUCCACCUCAUGAACCCUCUCCGUCAUGACUUUAUCCGUUCUUGCCAUGCCACGCAGCCCAUACCUCCACCCGCAGCCGGCCUGCGAUACCUCGACAUUGGCUGCGGCGGCGGGAUUUUUGCUGAGAGUGCAGCGAGGUUACACAAUACGGGGCUGGUGACGGCGAUCGAUCCCUCGCCGCAGGUUCUCGCGGUUGCGAAAGCGCAUGCGAGGCAAGACCCGGGGCUGAGUGGGAAAUUGAAUUACCUCAAUUCGUCGAUUGAAGGUCUCCCCAAACCCACGUCGGUGGAGGAGCAAUACGAUGUCCUGAGCUUGUUUGAGGUCAUUGAACAUAUCACGCACCCGGCUGAGUUUAUGGACGUUUGUGCGGAUUUCGUGAAGCCUGGCGGGUGGAUUGUUAUGAGCACCAUCGCUAGGACAUGGUUGAGUUGGUUUACGACGAAGCUUGUUGCUGAGGAUAUUGUUGGCAUUGUGCCGAGAGGGACGCAUGAUUGGGAUAAGUAUAUUAAUGCCGAGGAGCUGAGGGGGUAUUUCCUCAAAGAGAGAGGAUGGAACAGUCCCCAGGUUGUGGGCGUUGUGUAUGUCCCUGGCUUGGGGUGGAAGCAGGUGGAUGGGAGUGAGAAGGUGGGGAAUUAUUUCUUUGGAAUUAGGAAGGAUGAGGUAUGA